CAUAGAGACGUUAUCUCCCCUCGCCGGCAUUCAGCUCCUUCCUUUCCUUCACACCGUUUUAGGUUUUUUUUUUUCCUGCUUUAAUUCCAACUUUGUGCUCCAGUUGAUCACUGCAGGAUGAGCAGCAGGAUGGGUCCCGUAGAGCUGCUCCACAUGACCGUCUUCUCUCAGAGUUUCUCUCCAUGUGGUCGAUACCUGGCAGCCGGUAACAACUACGGAGAGAUCGCCCUCUUCAGCUUGUCUGCAGCUCUGAGUCCAGAGGCCACCAGACUGAGUCAGAAACCUGUCCUCACAUUCACAGCUCAUGAGGGUCCAGUGUUCUGUCUCCUCUCCACCGACUGUCAGCUCCUCAGUGCAGGGAACGGAGAGGUCAGCGCCUGGAGCUGGGCCGAACUUAUCAAGAAGAAUGUCAAACCUGUGUGGACAAAAAGACCAAACUACAAAUCCAGUCUGGAGAUCCCCGAGAUCAACGCCAUGAUCAUCAACCCCAGAGACAACAGUCUGGUAAUCGGAGGAGGAGACAACAACAUCCACAUCCUGGACCUGGAGAACGGAGUCUUCAAGGCGGUGCUGCAGGGUCACUCGGACUACGUCCACUGUGUGAGCGUGAGAGAGAGGGAGGCCGAGAUCCUGUCGGGGGGGGAGGACGGCGCCGUGAGGAUGUGGGACAGCCGGACAAAUCAGUGUGUUCACUGCAUCGAGCUCUACAAAUACGAGAGCUGUGCUCGGCCUCAGUACGGUAAAUGGAUCAGCUGUCUGACCACAGACUCCGACUGGAUGUUGUGCGGUGGAGGUCCGUCUCUGUCCCUGUGGCAUCUCCGCUCUCUGUCUCCGACCUCCGUCUUCCCGCUGAAGGGCAGCCAGAGACAGGCCACCUUCCACCAGGACUUGAUCUUGACCGUCGGUGAAGGUCCGUACGUGUCCCACUGUCUGCUGGGUGGAGACGUCAAAGCUCAGAUCCCCUGCACACCGCAGAGCCUGAACACACUGCAGCUCAACACCAACAGCACCGAGCACAGGGUCCUGACCGUGGGCGGCACCAGCAAUCGCAUCGACGUGUUCACUAACCUGUCGUACCGAGCGUUUUCACUCAGCUUCUGAAACGCGCUCAGCGACGUGGUGACAUGUUGGUUUCUGUCAGUAUUUCCACAGUUUUUAGAAACACCGUUCACUGCUUUUGUAUCGUUUAUUCUGAAGGUAAUAAAAUAUUUUGUCUCAUUUUA
Molecule: messenger RNA, 1223 nt
Organism: Labrus bergylta (ballan wrasse)
Lineage: Eukaryota; Metazoa; Chordata; Actinopteri; Labriformes; Labridae
Gene: thoc6
Product: THO complex 6
Biological process (GO): mRNA export from nucleus
Cellular component (GO): THO complex; transcription export complex
Molecular function (GO): protein binding
Source: RefSeq, a predicted model, not a curated record